This is a messenger RNA of Guyanagaster necrorhizus, 983 nucleotides long. RefSeq lists its product as uncharacterized. The transcript is spliced from 4 exons. Lineage: Eukaryota; Fungi; Basidiomycota; Agaricomycetes; Agaricales; Physalacriaceae. The coding region runs from base 163 to 738 and encodes 191 amino acids. The record is from RefSeq and is a predicted model, not a curated record.
CUGGCUUCGAAUAUCUCUUCCUUGUCCUUCAGCUGAGUCAUCCUGAUAGAUAUCUAUGUAUUGGCGAAGCUUUUUCUGCGUGUCCUUCAACGAUUAAACUCGUCUUACUCAGCAUCAUCAGUCAUCUCCACCACAAUUCGAUAUUUUUUCUUAAGGCUAUCUAUGUCGCAAGAUCAUCCGUAUGGCCGAAGUAGCCCAAGUCGACGCCUAUUCCAGAGGCCAUUCGUGUCCUUGGAUGACUCAGAACUUCAUAUUCUAAUGGGUCAAGCUGGAAAGUGCACAAUAACGUCCGCAAUUGCAUCUGACACCGAUACCUCUAUGUAUGGUUUCCAAUCGCACAGCCGUCAUCAGUUUGUAGCUAAACCUGACCAAGUCCACACGACCGCCGAUUCAUUCUUGGCCACCUAUCAGCAUGAGCACGAGAUUUGGAUGGUUCUUAAGCACUCCGACUCGGCAUCGACAUUUACCGUCUUCGAUGCUGCUGACGCGGGUCACAGCGCGAACGAACUUCUCCAGUCUUCGCCUACGGCGCAAACUGUCAGAAUUAUGAAGACCCAUAGUAAGGUGACGAUUCCGAACACCGAGAAGACUGCAGGUGCGCCAGUAGGGUUGGUCUUAUUCUUCAAGGUCAAACCCGGAAAGGCCGACGCAGUGCGCGAACUUAUCUUUUCUGCUAUCUUUUCCCUUCGUCGAAGAGGAAGAGAAAACUCUGAUUUGGUUCGGUUUGGAGUAUCCUGACACCCCAGGUCAUUUCGGAACUGAAUUCCCGACUUCUUCACAGACAAAGGAAGAAAGAUCCAUGCAACUGGAAAGGCUGCGCAGGCGGUACAGGCUUUAACUGACUGCCGAUGUCACGGAGGUUGAUGUCGUCGCAAUGAAGAUCGCGGUUCAGAUCUAGGGAAGGCAUUCAUUAGCGAGCACAUGAACUUCUUACAUACGUAUACGUAAAUGGCGUCCCGUCUAUUCAAUUAUGAACUUUUUUG